GCGGCGCUGGCGCCUGCGGGGUCGAAGGAAGACUACGGAAAGACCUAAAGGCGACUUCCUCCUCGCCUGCUCCGUGUCACGGUGCCGAGAACGAUGGAGUACAUGACAGAAUCCACCGUCCGCAGCCCCGGACACGUUUUGUGCUGUGAGUGUGGUGUCCCGAUAAGUCCAAAUCCUGCCAACAUUUGUGUGGCCUGUUUGCGAAGUAAAGUAGACAUCAGUCAAGGUAUCCCGAAACAGGUCUCGAUUUCUUUCUGCAAACAAUGUCAAAGGUAUUUUCAGCCACCAGGAACAUGGGUACAGUGGGCUUUAGAAUCCAGGGAACUUCUUGCUUUGUGUUUGAAAAAAAUCAAAGCACCUCUCAGUAAGGUUCGGCUUGUAGAUGCAGGCUUUGUUUGGACUGAGCCCCAUUCCAAGAGACUUAAAGUUAAGUUGACUAUUCAGAAAGAGGUGAUGAAUGGAGCUAUCCUUCAGCAAGUGUUUGUGGUGGAUUAUGUUGUUCAGUCCCAAAUGUGUGGCGAUUGCCAUAGGGUAGAAGCUAAAGACUUCUGGAAAGCUGUGAUUCAAGUCAGGCAGAAGACUUUGCACAAAAAAACAUUCUAUUAUCUGGAGCAAUUGAUUCUGAAGUAUGGAAUGCAUCAGAAUACACUUCGUAUCAAAGAGAUUCAUGAUGGUUUGGAUUUCUAUUAUUCCUCAAAACAACAUGCUCAGAAGAUGGUAGACUUUCUUCAGUGUACAGUUCCCUGCAGAUACAAAGCAUCACAAAGACUGAUCUCUCAAGAUAUUCAUAGUAACACAUACAAUUAUAAGAGCACUUUUUCUGUGGAAAUUGUUCCAAUAUACAAGGAUAAUGUUGUCUGCCUGUCUCCAAAACUGGCACAAAGCCUUUGGAAUAUGAGCCAGAUAUGUGUUUGCAUUCGAGUAACUAGUGCCAUCCAUCUCAUAGAUCCUAACUCCCUACAAGUUGCAGAUGUUGAUGGGAGCACUUUCUGGAGUCAUCCUUUCAAUAGUUUAUGCCACCCCAAACAGCUAGAAGAGUUUAUUGUGAUGGACUGCAGCAUAGUCCGAGAUCUAAAGCGCAGUGCAGGUGCUGGGAUGAUAUCGAAAAAGCAUAGCCUUGGGGAAGUCUGGGUACAGAAAACAUCUGAAAUGGAUACAGAUAAACAGUAUUUUUGUCGCACUCACUUGGGACAUCUUCUAAAUCCUGGAGACCUGGUACUGGGGUUUGAUUUGGCCAGCUGUAACUUAAAUGAUGAGCAUGUCAACAAAAUGAACCCAGAGAGAGUUCCAGAUGUGGUAUUAAUCAAGAAGAGUUAUGACCGCACUAAACGCCAACGCCGCAGAAACUGGAAACUGAGGGAGCUUGCAAGAGAUAGAGAAAACAUGGAUACAGAUGAUGAAAGGCAAUAUCAAGAUUUCCUUGAAGAUCUUGAAGAAGAUGAGGCAAUUAGAAAAAAUGUUAACAUUUACCGAGAUUCUACCAUCCCUGUGGAAAGUGACACAGAUGACGAAGGAGCACCUCGAGUUAGUCUGGCCGAGAUGCUUGAUGACCUUCAUAUUUCUCAAGAUGCCACUGGUGAAGAAGGAGCAUCGAUGAUGACAUCAUGAGAUCAUGUCUACUGUUUGCCUCUCUGUGACCUCAGGAAGUUGGAUAGAAUACCAGUUACCAUUUAU
Molecule: messenger RNA, 1674 nt
Organism: Jaculus jaculus (lesser Egyptian jerboa)
Lineage: Eukaryota; Metazoa; Chordata; Mammalia; Rodentia; Dipodidae
Product: 60S ribosomal export protein NMD3-like
Biological process (GO): ribosomal large subunit export from nucleus
Cellular component (GO): nucleus; cytoplasm
Molecular function (GO): ribosomal large subunit binding
Source: RefSeq, a predicted model, not a curated record